AUGGAAAAGACUGAGAUUCGUGAUAUCAAUCAAGUCAAGCAUAUUCAACCUGUCUGUAGCAAUAUCGGAUCGAUUUUGGACAUUCGCGAAAAAUCAAACCUAUUACGCCGCCGAUACAACCUUGGAAAAAUCGAAUCUAUUGUUGGUGUGGCUAUAUUGAUUAAAAACAAUACCGAAGCAAGUGAGCCUCUAAUAACCGAAAAAGACCUCAAAAAGAACCCGAUGUGUGCUCUGGUCAAGUGGACAGAUAUAGAAGAGCACGUCCAUCUCUUUUGCGGUAAAGAGAGUUGGAUGCCAGGGAGCGCACUUUCUAAAAUGGCCACUGCAAGAGAGAAAGGCAAAGUGACGGCAAUGAUUCUAGACGCAUAUAAAUCACAACUGACGGAAUACGAGAAAUGGACGAAAGAGGUGAAUGCCCAAAAUCAGAGCAGUCCGUUGAACACCUGUUCAGAUAAUCAGCCAGAAUGCAACACCGAGAAACGUGGAAAGAGUUGUAACGUUGACGAAGAGCUCAUGUUGAUGGGGCUUUUCUUGCCAAAGCCACAAUGCGAUACGACUGAUACAGCAAAUUCCGAGACCAUAAAAGAAUCGGAAACAGAUUAUCAAGUAGCCCAGCGGGCGAUUUUGGAUCUGGCAACAAAUCAGACCUUCGGGUACGGGCCAUAUCUAGAAGUUAUGAAGUUGUCUCAAGGAGUGAACAACGAGCUCCAAGCACGGUACCCGAAGGUCUAUAAUUAUCGGAUGGAUGAAAUAGUAGCUACUUGGCCAAAUUACAAGAACGAUAUGAUUGCAAGCGGAUUUCAGGAGGUGGGUGCUUCUCCUGAUGAGAAAACCAUAAUCUGCGCCAAGGAGAGAGUCAUUGUCCACCGCAAGCACUUGGGCGGGCUCUAA
Penicillium canescens is the source of this 891-nucleotide messenger RNA. RefSeq lists its product as uncharacterized. Lineage: Eukaryota; Fungi; Ascomycota; Eurotiomycetes; Eurotiales; Aspergillaceae. Bases 1 to 891 code for a protein of 296 amino acids. The transcript has a single exon. The record is from RefSeq and is a predicted model, not a curated record.